AGUACUGAUGUCUUUCCUGAGAAAGGCUUUAUUUCCCACGAUGUCCACGGGCCUGGGAAAGGACUGAUCAUCCUUUAGUUUUCCUUUCGUGGUCUAUCAAGUACAGACACGUGAAAGGUCUCAUGCGUCUGAGGAGCACGAGGGGCCCUGGGCCCUGUGUGCUUAGUCCAUCCUCUGCCAUUGCUGGCGGGAAUGGCCAGGGCUCUGUACCCAGCCUCCACCGCUGCCAGUUGCCUUCCAGAGCCGACCCACCAGCUCCCUCCUUGGUACUCAGGAGUAAGGCCCAACUCGAGGUCAGCAUAGAGGUGGUCACCGCCUGCCCCCUGCCCCUCCCACACGACGCAUGCUGUAGCACAUUGAUUUUGUCACACUGCCUGAGCAGGCCAGGCCUUGACAGUGCCAGACCUUUCUACCUGUGGCCUUGCCUGGACCGUCCUUUCUUUCCCCCUGGCUGAGGGGGUGGGUCUUACUCAUACUCAGGACCUACUGACCUCCUCCACCACCUUGACUGCACUUGCUCGCUUUGUCUUUCUGUGCACGAGGGGUACGCAGGCUGGCCGGAAUGUUCGUUUAUUCACGUGAUGUGACCAGCCAAAUAAACCCAGCCUCCGACCCUGGGUUAUGUCCUUCAUGGCUGUUCUGACAGUUUGGUUUUCCAUCCAGAGUCUUUCCUACAGGAGAUACCACUGGCAGUGGCCACACGUCGAGGCUUCUUGGCCAUGCUGUUCAUAAAUCGGCCUUGGGAGGACAGCCCUGUGUUGCUGAAGGCCCGGUUGGGAGUGAGAAGGAAGGACCAAACCAAGGGUUGCCAUGGCUGCGGUUGACAGCUUCUACCUCUUGUACAGAGAAAUCGCCAGGUCGUGCAAUUGCUAUAUGGAAGCCCUAGCAUUGGUCGGGGCCUGGUACACGGCCAGAAAGAGCAUCACCGUCGUCUGUGACUUCUACAGCCUGGUCAGGCUGCAUUUUAUCCCGCGCCUGGGCAGCAGGGCAGACCUGAUCAAGCAGUACGGAAGAUGGGCCGUCGUCAGUGGUGCGACAGACGGGAUUGGAAAAGCGUACGCUGAAGAGUUAGCAAGCCGAGGCCUCAACAUCAUCCUGAUCAGUAGGAACGCAGAGAAGUUGCAGACUGUUGCUAAAGACAUCGCCGACACUUACAAAGUGGAAACCGAUGUUAUCGUCGCGGACUUCAGCAGAGGCCGAGACAUCUACACUCCGAUCCGCGAAGCCCUGAAGGACAAGGACAUUGGCAUCCUGGUCAACAACGUGGGUGUGUUUUACCCCUACCCGCAGUAUUUCGCUCAGGUCUCCGAGGACAGGCUCUGGGACAUCGUGAACGUGAACAUCGCCGCGGCCAGCCUGAUGACGCACAUCGUGCUCCCGGGCAUGGUGGAGAGGAGGCGGGGCGCCGUCGUCACCAUCUCCUCCGGCUCCUGCUGCAAGCCCACUCCCCAGCUGGCUGCGUUUUCUGCUUCGAAGGCUUAUUUAGACCACUUCAGCCGAGCAUUGCAGUACGAAUAUGCUUCUAAAGGAAUCUUCGUGCAGAGCCUGAUCCCGUUCUAUGUAGCCACCAACAUGACUGUGCCUGGCAGCUUCCUGCACAGAUGCCCAUGGUUGGUGCCUUCGCCCAAAGUGUACGCACAUCACGCCGUUUCUACCCUUGGGAUUUCAAAACGGACCACAGGAUACUGGUCCCAUUCCAUUCAGUUUCUUUUUGCACAGUACAUGCCCGAGUGGCUCUGGGUGUGGGGAGCAAAUAUUCUCAACCGUUCGUUACGUAAGGAGGCCUUAUCCUGCACUGCCUGAGCCUGGACAGCCACGGAGGAGUUUUGCCAGCUCAUGGGAACCUACAGUAUUCUGACGUUUCGAAAAACACAUUUAUUUUUGUGUUUUCUUUUAUUACUAAUUAUUUAACUCGCUGUUGAUUUAUCAUUUGCAAAGCAAACAAUACUUCCGGAACAUGCUGCAGGAAGACCUCAAGGCCCACGUGGAUGGCACGGAGUAAAUUAUCCAGGCCUAAGAGCUGGUGGGAGAGACCUAAAUCUCAUGCUUUUCCCCGAGCUGCUCCAAAGUUGUGUGAUUUAUGUUGUUUUAGGAGCUACAGCAACCCACUGUUGAAAGAUAUAUGACUUGUCAGCUUUUAUCAUUUCAGAUGAUAAACAGUCGUUUUUGAAGGAAGAUGACUUGUUUCACUAGAUGAGCUAGAGUGUUGGUUUUCAAAUGUUCGUCAGGAAAGAUGACUGAAGUGUUAUUUUACAACCGAGGUUGCUGGUAUUGUUAGUAAAAAUCUGUGUGUAUUUUAUUGCAUAGUUCUAAUUGUUUGUAUAUGAAAGUGCUGCUCUUAACUGGUAUUUCAUUAGAACCAUGUGUGUCUGUGUGUCGUGGGUGUGUGAACAACUUUAUUUAUGAUUAAGUUACUUUUAAAAAGAGUCCUUGUCAUGACUUCAUAUGGAACUUUGUGGGUAUUAAAAGUCUAGGUUAUUCUUUUCAUGCUAAACCAUACUGCCCAAUGUUAUGUCCCCCCCCCCCCAAUUGGCUAUGUGAUGAAAUAAUUCCUAGAUUUGGAUAUAUAAUGAACAACCUGUGAUCAUCUUUUGGUUUGUAAUUAUUGCAGAUAAAUAGCGAUUUCUUAGCCUGUGACCCACUUUUAUAACUGAAGUUUAGUCCUUUAAAGCUUAUUAUGUCUGUUUUCAUACACUUUUCUUUGUAAUAUUAUUCCAUUCCAGUAGCAUUAUUGAUACAAACAUCAAGUAUUUAUGGAGUAGUAGUUAAAACUAUGGACAAAUUAUGUGUGAUAUGAUGUAUCUGCUGAAACAGUAAGUCAGCAGCUCAUUCUUGGUUUAUGUCAUGAAUUUAUGCAUUCUCGUGAAUACUUUAUUGGUGUGACGCUAAUUAUGUACAAGCCCUCGUGAUGUGGGUUAACGUUGAGACCUACUGUGAAUGUCUUUAGUUCAGGUCCUACCAAGCCAACUAGUUUGGAGGGCACAUACCUCGUGCUUUGGAUACUGUAAGACACUAUACGACUGUGACAGUGUGUGCGCGUUUGGAAUGACAGCUUAGCACCGUGAUGCAGAAGCUAGUAAGUGGGUUGACCGCAGGACUUCAGGAGAUGGUUUGCUCAUGAGGCGACUUCCAUCCUCAAGCCUGGGCAUAAGCACGCUUUGAUAGUCUUCACAUAGUUUUGCACACGCCAUUGCCUCUAGUAUUUCCAGGUGAGACUUGGACUCAGAUCAGUGGUUAAACUCAGAAGUUCAUUGACUCCUAGAUCAUGUCCUCAGAACGUAAGAUGUGAAAACUGCACACAUGGAGGUGACAGAGUAACACCAUGAUUGUGAGGGGUCAGCAGGGAGCCCUCUCGAAGUCAUGCCGCAUUGCCAUGGGCUGUAGUUGAGGUGUGUAAAAGUGUUGUAGGACGGCUCUGUGUAGGUUCUGUGGGCCAGGCAGGUCUUAUCUUUAUAAAUGAGGCAUGGACUCCUUGUCAUGUGGUGAGAGUAAGUGGACACUCCUCGUGAGAGAUGUUUCAAAAUUGUGUCCUUGGCAGGGGACAGGAAAACGUGUUAAUUGGUGCAGAUGUGGUGCAGAGUUGACUGUCGCUUUAGAGAAAGAUCAAGACAAAGAAUUUUGCUAGCUUUUGUAAAAUACUUAUUUUCCUUCUAGCUCAUUUGAGGGUUAACAGGACCACUGUGGGUGGGGUUUCUUAUAAAGAAUUUUGGGGGAUACAAACUUUGAUGCUCAAUCUGUAAGCUGAAAUUUAGCAAUAAAAGCAGUUGCUUCUGUUUCCUUGAGAAGAGGUAGAAAUGUUUAUAAGUUGGUUGUUUGGAAUGAGAGAGACUUCUUUCCCCCCUAGAAUUGAUUAUUAAAAAAAUAUGAAUAGUUGUAUUCAUAAUUCAUUAAAAGCCGAUACUUCGAUAACAAAAUUGUAGAUAACAUUGUGCCUAAUAUUUUUUUUAAAGUUAUUAAGUUGAUUCCUUGGUCUUGUUUUCCUGAUAGGUUGAGUAAGACGAGACAGAUUGGAUCAUUGUUUUUGGCAGGGUAGAGAUCACUGGUGAUUCCCCAUGAGCUGUUUCAACCCAGUAGUGGGGAUGAAAGCCGGAUUGUAGGGGGCUCAAGAAAGAGUGGGAAGAAUUAGGGAAGAGAGCACAUAGAGACAGCUCUUAGGACUCCUUUUUUCCCCCUAACCUUAAUUACUUAAAAUCUUGACCUGUUUGGGAAGCAGAGGGUUAAGUGGUGUGUCCUCAGGCUUGACAUUCUGUGUCCCCCAGAACCAGCUCCAGUCUGUCUCAGUGUUGAUUUAGCUGCUGUUCUUUAAAAUAACGUCGAGUUGAAUAAACAUUUACCUUUCUGUGGAA
Molecule: messenger RNA, 4346 nt
Organism: Tupaia belangeri chinensis (Chinese tree shrew)
Lineage: Eukaryota; Metazoa; Chordata; Mammalia; Scandentia; Tupaiidae
Gene: HSDL1
Product: hydroxysteroid dehydrogenase like 1
Exons: 6
Coding region: 811-1803 (330 amino acids)
Cellular component (GO): mitochondrion
Source: RefSeq, a predicted model, not a curated record